This is a messenger RNA of Blastomyces gilchristii SLH14081, 1485 nucleotides long. RefSeq names its product amyloid beta-peptide binding protein. Bases 398 to 1261 code for a protein of 287 amino acids. Lineage: Eukaryota; Fungi; Ascomycota; Eurotiomycetes; Onygenales; Ajellomycetaceae. The transcript is spliced from 2 exons. The record is from RefSeq and is a predicted model, not a curated record. Gene Ontology annotation, molecular function: oxidoreductase activity.
GCGCAGCAUGCCGAAGCCAAGGAGCCGAACGGUAACGGCUGAAAAUGCCGAGGUCCAAAUAAUCCCAAUCUUCAACAACUCCAGCCCUGUCUCUAGUUACAGCCUUCCUGUGCGCGCAAGAGCGAUAGUUACCUUUUAUUUUAUUGCUCUGCCGUUCUGACUUCCACUCUCCGUUUCAAUCUCUCUCCCUUGCCAAAUUUCUUCUAUCUCGAUCUCGAUCUGUUAGUUAACCCAGAUUGCGGAGUCCCGAAACCAAUUCCGUUCCCCCCACAAAGCCUCAAGCUAUUUAUUUAUCUGCGCCCGCCGAAUUCGCGUUCGAUAUAUUGUGUAUCUACUACGUACAUACUCUUCAAAGAAAAGAGAAAAGGAAAACAAGAACCCGAUAUUAUUAUAAAAUAUGAAGCCCGAAGGCCGCACAUUCAUUAUAUCAGGCGGGUCCUCCGGCCUCGGUCUCGCAACCGCCGUCGCCCUCCUCACCCAGGGCGCCAACGUCUCGCUCCUAGACCUCAACCCACCCCCCUCCGAGAUCUCCCCCUUCCUCGCAACCCCAUCCCGCACCCUCUAUACACGCACAGAUGUCUCCAAAACCGAAAGUCUCCAGCAUGCCAUUGAUGCCACAGUCUCCUGGAUCUCCACAUCCACCCACGCACCCCUGGGAGGCGUCAUCUGCUGCGCAGGCAUCGGGUACGGCGAGCGCGCGCUGCCCCGGCAGGAUCCGAGCAGCGGCAGUGUAAAGACGAUGUCCAUUGAGGCCUUCGAUAGGGUCAUUGCUAUCAACCUGCGCGGCACGGUGGAUCUGAUACGACUGGCGCUGCCGCAUAUGGCGGUUGUGGAGGCCCAGGGGGAUGAUGGGGAGCGGGGCGUGGUUGUGGUUGUGUCCAGCGUGGCGGCGUAUGAGGGGCAGGUUGGGCAGUUGGCAUAUUCGGCGAGUAAGGGCGCUGUGGCUGGGCUUGUGCUGCCGCUGGCGAGAGAGGUGGGGAGGUCUGCGGGGAUUAGGGUUGUCGGAGUUGCGCCGGGGGUGUUCCAGACGGGGAUGACAGUGAAACCGAGGAAGAGUCCGUCUGGUGGUGCUGGAGGCGAGAAGAAGAGGCCGGGAAUUGCGGAAAAGAGUGGGGCUAAUAGUGGGAUGAUUGAGUAUCCUAUGCGGAUGGGGAGGCCGGAGGAGUUUGCGGAGUUUGUGUUGGGAUGUGUGAGGAAUGGGAUGGUUAAUGGGAGCGUGUUUAGGUUGGAUGGGGCUGUUAGGAUGCCGAGUAGACUUUGAGUUGAGUGGUGCAGGAAGUCGGGGGACUUUGUAAAUAUAUUUGAAGGUAUGUAAUUUCAGGAUGAUGAUUCCCUACCCGUUUCAUAUUUAUCGACGCCUAGUUUGGUCGCCUGCCAGUGCAUAGUUAUGUCAUACUAUUUCAAUAUCUGCGCCUGCCGUAAACCCUAACAUGAAUCUUUUGUCUAUAACCAAUUCAGUAAGAUAUCUUCCCGCCAUAAUCAAAC